Lates calcarifer (barramundi perch) is the source of this 795-nucleotide messenger RNA. RefSeq lists its product as uncharacterized. The record is from RefSeq and is a predicted model, not a curated record. NCBI's taxonomy places the organism in Eukaryota, Metazoa, Chordata, Actinopteri, Centropomidae. The coding region runs from base 4 to 684 and encodes 226 amino acids. The transcript has 2 exons.
UUAAUGGAACCAUUUGUGGUCAUUAUAAGGAACCAAAAGAACAACACCCCUUCUCUAAUGUUGAAAAACUCUUCCUGGUCACACUUCAUUUACAGACAUUGCAGAGCUGUAGUCAUGCACGCAAUAAUGAACUUUACCUUCAUAACAGCUUUAAUUCUCUGCAGCUUCAGCUGGAUCUCUGUCUCAGUGUCUGAGUCUCAGAUUGUGAAGGCUCAGCCUGGUCAAGAAGUUAAACUGCUGAUCUCCAACAUUUCUAAACAUGAAACUGUGACGUUCUGGUUCAGACUGGUCAACAGGACCAAGGUCAGCUGUAUCUCAGUUAUGUACAGGUCUGACAGUAAAGCUGAAUUCUGUGAUGGAUAUGAAGCUGGAAAUUUUGAAAUGAGAUCCAACAUCUCUACUGUCUAUCUCAAAAUCAAACGAGUGGAUGUAUCUGACUCUGGACAGUAUUUCUGUGGAUUUUACACAAGCGGGCGUCCAAUUUUCAGUGUGAUUAAUUUAAAGGUUGGAGGUAAGAUUAUUAUAAAGUCUUGUCUUUCAAGUGGUACCUAUUCUUUGGUCAUUUCACUCCUUGCUCUUCUCACCUCACACCGUCUCUCAACCUACUCAUCACCUGCAGUUGAAGUACCCUGGCGCCCCUACCAUCCGCUGCCAGAUCAUCACAGCUCUCUCAGUAGUGGCUAGGCUGCUUAAGUUCUUUUGUGACUUCAGUUAUUCUCUCAUGCUCUCUCUCUUGCUUUGCUAAUAGUUAUUUUCUGUGCCUAGGAUUCCUGUGCCGGCUGUGCUGGCCUGCCU